Molecule: messenger RNA, 537 nt
Organism: Adineta steineri
Lineage: Eukaryota; Metazoa; Rotifera; Eurotatoria; Adinetida; Adinetidae
Source: the annotation of a GenBank genome assembly
AUGGAUCGAAUAUCAUCGAAUAUGAAUCUUCUCUCGAAUCCAAAUCUGCUGAUCAUCAAUCUCAAUCGCGAUCCUUGUACUGGACUCCAAACAAUUACAUUCGAUGAUAUUCCGAAUAUUUCUCCUAUUCAAAAUGCCAUUCCCAGCAGUUAUGCUUGUUUUAAUUGGAUCAAUGGAUGGUAUAUCAAUGCGAACACCAACUCCACUACUAAUACUGGUUAUCAAGCGGUGCUAACUAGUGGUCAAUAUGUGGCACUCAAUCGCAAUGGAACAACAUUAAAGAUCAACUUGAGUAAUAAGUUAUUCGAUAUCAUUUCAUUUUGGGCAGCAUCAGCUUAUACGACAGGUUUACGCAUUAGUAUCCAAGGAUCACGAAAUAAUACGUUGGUCAAUGCAACAUCAAUUACUUUGCAUACAAAUGCUGCUUCUUUAGUUCAGCUGAAUUGGACCAAUAUCGAUAACAUCACUAUCAGCUCGAGUCCAUCCGGUCUUGGCAAUCAAUUUACUAUAGACAAUCUUGUUGUUAUAUUUUCAUGA